This is a messenger RNA of Amphiprion ocellaris (clown anemonefish), 2769 nucleotides long. RefSeq names its product protein phosphatase 2, regulatory subunit B'', gamma (gene ppp2r3c). The transcript is spliced from 13 exons. The record is from RefSeq and is a predicted model, not a curated record. Gene Ontology annotation, biological process: T cell homeostasis; regulation of dephosphorylation; B cell homeostasis. Gene Ontology annotation, cellular component: spindle; centrosome. Bases 110 to 1483 code for a protein of 457 amino acids. Lineage: Eukaryota; Metazoa; Chordata; Actinopteri; Pomacentridae.
UUCUAUUGUUGAGCCGCUAACUUGAUGUUGUUUUAUACGUUAGUUGACUUUAGCGAUAGAACGAUAGAAUGAUUUAAACUAUUAAUGUUUUACUGUGUUGGAAGCAGGUAUGGCUACAGAACAACGGCCUCACUGGUCGGAUGUUCUGAAAAAGAGAACAGCAAACUCGAUUAAAGAUGAGAGAAGCGAAGAUGAAAAGAAAUCGGAAGAAACCGAGCUGUUCACCAAAUACUACACGGAGUGGAAGGAAGGAAGUCAGAGAGAGCAGUCCUAUAAGACCAUCCCUCGGUUCUACUACAGGCUUCCAGCAGAGGAUGAAGUAUUACUACAGAAACUGAGAGAGGAAUCUAGAGCCGUCUUCCUCCAGAGGAAGAGCAGAGAAUUGCUGGACAAUGAGGAAUUACAGAAUCUGUGGUUUCUGCUGGAUAAACACCAGGUGCCUCCAGUGAGUGGAGAGGAGGCCAUGAUCAACUAUGAAGCCUACCUGCAGGUGGGAGAGAAGGCUGGACCCAAGUGCAAAAAAUUCUUCACAGCCAGAGUGUACGCAAAGCUGCUCCACAGCGACCCCUAUGGCAGAAUCUCCAUCAUGCAGUUCUUUAACUAUGUCAUGAGGAAAGUGUGGCUGCAUCAGACCCGAAUAGGCCUGAGUCUGUACGAUGUGGCGGGACAGGGCUACCUCCGAGAGUCGGAUCUGGAGAACUACAUCCUGGAGCUGAUCCCUACUCUGCCUCAGCUGGACGGACUGGAGAAGUCCUUCUAUUCUUUCUACGUUUGCACCGCUGUUCGCAAGUUCUUUUUCUUCCUCGACCCCCUCCGAACAGGAAAGAUAAAAAUUCAAGAUAUCCUUGCCUGCAGUUUUCUAGAUGAUUUGUUGGAGUUGAGAGAUGAGGAGCUUUCUAAAGAGAGUCAGGAGUCCAACUGGUUCUCAGCCCCGUCGGCUCUCCGAGUGUACGGUCAGUACCUCAACCUGGAUAAGGACCACAACGGCAUGUUGAGCAAAGAGGAGCUUUCUCGCUACGGCACAGCUACUCUCACCUCAGUGUUCCUGGACAGAGUGUUUCAGGAGUGUCUCACUUACGAUGGAGAAAUGGACUAUAAGACCUAUCUGGACUUUGUAUUGGCCUUGGAAAACAGGAAAGAGCCGGCAGCUUUACAAUAUAUUUUUAAACUUUUGGACAUGGAGAAUCAAGGAUACCUCAAUGUGUUUUCUCUCAACUACUUCUUCAGGGCCAUUCAGGAGCAGAUGAAGAUGCACGGUCAGGAGCCUGUAUCCUUCCAGGAUGUCAAGGAUGAGAUCUUUGACAUGGUGAAACCUAAAGACCCCUACAAGAUCACACUCCAGGAUUUGGUGAACAGUUGCCAGGGCGACACGGUGGCCAGCAUCCUGAUUGACCUCAACGGCUUCUGGACCUACGAGAACAGAGAAGUUCUGGUUGCCAGUGACAACGACAGCAGCAGCACAGCGGACCUCGACGACACCUGAGGAUUUGUGGUUGAGAUGCAAAAAGACUCCCAACAGCAACUCUGUUCCUCAGGAGGACAGCAGAACUCUUUACCUGAUGACCAACUGGCGAUAAACGAGGGCAGAAGAACCACAUAGCAGAGAUGGAAGAAGAAAAGUCAGGCAUUGUGCUCUUUGUAAAUAUUGUCUUUUGUUCCUGUCCGUUGUUUUCCUGCAAAGAAAACCUGACCUACAUGUUGCUGUCAUUUUACCAUCUUUAAGUGUAUUGCAACCACACAAAAAAGAAAAAACUAUGUUUCAUGUUGUAAUGUAUUAAAAAAGGUGUUUUCCCACAUCAUAGGAAGACAUUUACAACAAAAGGCUGUUGUUGUUAUGACGUACAAACUCAUCAGCUUAUAACACAAUUAUAACAAUAUACUAUUUAUCUUAUUAUACUGGGAGAUCUUUCAUAUUUGAUGACACAACAUGAUAAGAACAUGAAACCUUUCACAUUAAAGCACAAUAACUUACAUUAUUAUGUGGAACUCAGACUGAAUGAGGAAAUGGGGAUAAACAGGAAUAUGGUAUACAGUCAGUCAAAAUAAUGUUUACACACAUCAAGAAAAGAAAAACUUGCAUAAAUAUUUCAAUACUAAAUUUAUUCAGACGUCACCAAAUUGAUAGAAGUUACCUUCUGGUAAGGUAUCUAUAUGUACAGAAGUACUUAUACAAAUUAAAUAUUUAUGCAAGUUCUUCUUUUCCUGAUGUGUGUAUACAUUAUUUUGGCUGUAUUUAAAGUUUGAUUUAGUUCUGCUUCAUGCUUGGGUUGAGACAUGGUGAGAUUUUGAUGUUAUAAAUAGAUGAUAUUGUGAAAAGUUUGCAGACCCAAAGAAAAAUGUUUAAAAUGCAUAAAUUAUUUGAAGUAUAUAUUUCUCAUGAGAAGUUAAAGGGGCUCCAUGGAUGUGACUUGUCAUAGUGUCAUCAAUCGUGCUCCGUUCUGUUAAGAGUCAUGUUUUAACAUGCAAUGCUUCAUAGCAGUUUAUCAAAGUGUAACGUGAAAUGCUUUAUGUUAAAAUGAUGUUAACAUUAUCAUGUAGAAGGUUUCCCAAUAUAAUGAGAUAAACAGUGUAUUUUAUUUAUAUAUUUAAAAACAUCUUAUGUAGCAUUUUACUGUUUCUGGUGUGGCUGCAACACGCUCCUGUACCCUUUAGAGAAUUCUGUCCUGAGGUUUUUACUAUUAGCAAUUAAGAAUAUCAUAUGUAUGUCAUGAAACUUAUUUGGGUUCAAGUUUUCUAAAAUGAAAAUACAAACUGCAGAUGUGCAGAACA